Messenger RNA from Anopheles coustani, 492 nucleotides. RefSeq lists its product as uncharacterized. Lineage: Eukaryota; Metazoa; Arthropoda; Insecta; Diptera; Culicidae. The transcript has 4 exons. The coding region runs from base 1 to 492 and encodes 163 amino acids. The record is from RefSeq and is a predicted model, not a curated record.
AUGGGAUGGAGGUUAAUUGUGCUGGGUAUAGUGACGUUGGGUUCGCUGUAUACGCUGCACCUGUUGGCGCAGGACUUUAUGAAACUAUCCAAACCGCUGUUCAUGGCGUCGGGAAAACGAGAUGCUGGGCCCAGUUUGUCCUACAACCGAACAGCUGCUUUAAUGGACUUUGAAACGAAAAUCAACUGGAAUAAAGUACUGCAGACCGAUCCGCUCAAGUGUGCCCUGUCGCUUAUCUGCCAACUAGCCGCCGGGGCAGAGUCACAAAACGAACAGGCUGCAGUUAUUUAUGAAUUUGUUGCAUUUAGCGUGGAAAACAGUAAAACGGUACCUAAGCCGCUGAAGGAAUCCUUCGAGAAUGGACUGAAAUACAACGACGACCUGACGACGGCGAAGGAUAACUACCGGAAGUGCUACCGACGGUAUCCGCUCUGUCUGUACUCCGCGCGGACCAUGCUGCGAAUCAUGAGCCUGUUCGGGUCGGAACGAUGA